Molecule: messenger RNA, 1857 nt
Organism: Pistacia vera
Lineage: Eukaryota; Viridiplantae; Streptophyta; Magnoliopsida; Sapindales; Anacardiaceae
Product: peroxisomal membrane protein PEX14
Exons: 13
Coding region: 174-1781 (535 amino acids)
Biological process (GO): protein import into peroxisome matrix, docking
Cellular component (GO): peroxisomal membrane; peroxisomal importomer complex
Molecular function (GO): signaling receptor binding
Source: RefSeq, a predicted model, not a curated record
CAAAAAAAAAAAGAAUUAUCUUCUGGGUUUUGGCUUCAUCCGGGUGGUAAAGCUAUCAGCAUUAAGGCUUGAGCAAUUAGCAGUCGUAGCUUCGGGAUGAGCAAAAACCACCUCUGACUUCACUCACGUCAUCAUCAUCAUCAUCAUCAUCUCAUCUUCUGAUUUUCGGUGCUAUGGCGACUCAAUCUCCGCCUCCUCCCAAUCCAGCGGCUGAUGAUCCUACAAAACCAGCUACAGAACCAGCACAACCAACAAAUGAGGCACAGCAAGAUGCUCGAGAUGCUGCUAAACCGAUUUCUUCUCCGUCAGUGUUUGUGAACUCAGAACCUAUGAGGGAGGAGCAAGUACAGAAUGCUGUAAAAUUCCUUUCACACCCUAAAGUCAGGGGUUCGCCAGUUAUGUAUAGAAGAUCUUUUCUAGAGAAGAAGGGUCUCACAAAAGAGGAGAUAGAUGAGGCUUUUCGGCGUGUACCUGACCCAACUCCAAGUGCACAGGCAACUACUAUUAAUCAAGAUGGGCAGGUGAAAUCAUCAGCUAACAAUCAGCCACAGGCAACAACACAAGCUUUGCAGCCUGCAACAGCUGCUCCUGCUGGUGUUAUUACACCAGUGAGGACAUCAAUGAUGUCCCGAUUUCACUGGUAUCAUGCUGUUCCUGCUGUAGGAUUUCUGGCCGCUUCAGGUGCUGGAACUGCCGUUUUAAUCAAGAAAACUUUUGUCCCAAGGUUCAAGUCUUGGAUACGGAAAGUUGUAUUGGAAGAAGAAGAUGACAUUUCAAAGAAACCUAAUGGUAAACCAAGUUUGGCAGAAGAAGCAGCAGCGGCCGCCAAAUCAGCUGCAGCUGCAGCUGCUGAUGUGGCAAAGGCAAGCCAUGAAAUGCUGAAUUCAAAAAAUGAUGAAAGAAGAUACUUUGAAGAAUUUAUGAAUCUGUUAGAUGUGCAAGUUCAGGAAAUGAAGUCCAUGAGUAAUGCCAUAAGGAAGUUGGAAGGACAAACUACAUAUUCUGAGAGAACCUCUUUCGUGAAUCAGGAAGAUCAUAGGGUCUCAGUCACAAGUGUGAAGCAACCGUACAUGAAUGGCAAGUCAGACUUUGACUCUCGAGCAGUGAGGUCUUCCUCACCUCCUGCCACUGGUGAACCCUCUGUUGCACCCCACCCGAAGUCAUAUAUGGAGAUUAUGGCGAUGGUCCAGAGAGGGGAGAAACCUUCCAACAUUAGGGAGAUAAAUGAUCAACCUCCGAACCCUAACCAGCAAUUAUCAAAUCCGCGCUUAGUGCCUAGAGCUAAGCCUUGGGAGGUUGGUCAGGCCCAAAAUAGCUCUAACCAAGUACUUCAGUCUCAAGUAAGUGUGGAAGGCUUGAAUGCCAAGGUUCAAGAUAAUGGGCAGAACUAUCAGAUAGAGGAUGAGAAUCCAGUGCCUUGGUGGCAGCGGAAAAAUGUGAGGAUCACAGAAGUUGAGAAUGAAGAUGAAGUCAAGAGUCGACCUUAUGGUGUGCGAACCAAUGAGCCACCGGUUCGGCGGGCAUGGGUUCCACCUCAGCCACCUCCUGUUGCAAUGCCAGAAGCAGCAGAAGCCAUCCGGAGGCCAAAAUCAGCAGUUCCGAAAGAACAGUUGGCUGAAGAUGAGUCAGUAUCUAAUAAUUCAGAUGUUACUAAUGAGUUGCAGAGGAUCACAAAGAUAUCUGAAACUGGAGGUGCAGUAGAACAGAUGAACGGUGGGGGCUUAGUGAUGAACACAAGUGAGAUACAGGAAGAACAAGAAGACAGCAUCGAGGGGAACUGAAAGGUGAUUCACUUCAUGUGAUCAGCUUGACCUAAGGUACUCAAUAUACUUGGGAAUGAUAGUAGUUGUUGAAUCA